AUGGCUAGCCAGGACGUGGGCACGCCGCCCUCGUCGUCCUCUCACAGACUUCCUACAGUAUCGGCCUCGCAGGCCCUCCAGCGCUUCCACGCUCGGGGUUCUCGCGCCCUUCCCACAGGACUCCCGCAGCUCAACAAAAUCCUGUCUCCUCUAGGCUUCCCGGGGCGCAAUAGCCAGGGCGGGCUGGUGCGCGGGAAGGUGACAGAGGUCUAUGGGCCCUCUGGUGUUGGGAAGACUGCGUUUGGCAUUCAGGCCGCUGUAAAUGCGCUGCGUGAAGGCCACGGCGUCGUCUGGGUCGAUGCAGCUGCGCCCUUGGUCCCGCGACGCUUCAACGACGUUCUGCUCUCAACAGCAUCGCCCGACGAAUUACUAAGCCACUUCCAUCACUUUACAGCUCCAACGUUGGCGCACCUGCUGGCGCUGUUUGGGCACCCGCCCGCUUCAUUUCCGCUGCCAAACACGGGCCUCGUUGUUAUCGACUCGUUGUCAACCUUGCUCGAUAACGCGUACCCUCGCAGUGCCGGCGAUCGCACGGCGCGCAGCCAGACCGACCAGACGCGCUGGGCAGCAGGCCGCAAAUUUGCAGUAAUCAACGACCUCAUCUCGAAGCUGGCCAAGGUCGCGGCACUGCACGACAUCGCGCUCCUACUCACAUGUCAAACAAUUACUCGGAUUCAAGGGGGCGCCAGGGCUCUUCUGGUCCCGGCAAUAUCGGGCGCAGAGUGGGAGAAUGGCAUAUCCACUCGUCUGGUUUUGUUUAGGGACUGGGUUCCGGGGCAAGGGAAGUGGAAUGAUGCCAAUGCCCCCGAAGAUGCUGCUAGAUUGCGAAAAGCCCGGUUUGUCGGUGUUGUGAAGGCUAAUGGUGUGACUUUUGCAGAAGAUGGCGGUGUAGGCAACGUGGUUCCAUUUGCGGUCGACAGCACUGGCCUCUGCGAGCUGGAUUUCGCUGCACAAGAUGUUGCACCUCAGCCUGUCGUGUACCCAUCGCCUGUGAAACCGCGAAAGAGACCUCAUACGGAGAUUGCAGACUCUGAGGAUGAGGACCCCGACUCUAGUGACCUGUACGGAUGGGUCGAGGACGACGAGGUUGCAGCCGAAGGACUGCUAGUGGACGAGUCGGCCUCUGCAAACGCGGACGAGGAGAUUGUCUUUGCCGCAGAAUCUCGAACGGACCACGUCCCAGAUGUGCACACCAAAGAGAAGGUGACACAAUGA
Lindgomyces ingoldianus is the source of this 1215-nucleotide messenger RNA. RefSeq names its product P-loop containing nucleoside triphosphate hydrolase protein. Lineage: Eukaryota; Fungi; Ascomycota; Dothideomycetes; Pleosporales; Lindgomycetaceae. The record is from RefSeq and is a predicted model, not a curated record. The transcript has 5 exons. Gene Ontology annotation, cellular component: replication fork; Rad51B-Rad51C-Rad51D-XRCC2 complex; Rad51C-XRCC3 complex. The coding region runs from base 1 to 1215 and encodes 404 amino acids. Gene Ontology annotation, biological process: reciprocal meiotic recombination; DNA repair; meiotic DNA recombinase assembly. Gene Ontology annotation, molecular function: ATP hydrolysis activity; four-way junction DNA binding; ATP binding.